Messenger RNA from Leptinotarsa decemlineata (Colorado potato beetle), 858 nucleotides. RefSeq names its product metabotropic glutamate receptor-like. The record is from RefSeq and is a predicted model, not a curated record. NCBI's taxonomy places the organism in Eukaryota, Metazoa, Arthropoda, Insecta, Coleoptera, Chrysomelidae.
ACGGAUGGUGAAGAGGUCAGAGGAACGGGAAUGAUCACACGACUGCUGGUCUAUUCCCUGUUUCUGAUAGCGUCCGGGGGUAUACAGUUAGACCAGCAAAUUGCCGUCAGCGUUCCCGGUGACAUCAUCCUUGGCGGUUUGUUUCCCGUCCACACAAAAGGGGAUAGGUCACCAUGCGGUUCGCAGAUCUACCACCGAGGCGUCCAACGUCUGGAAGCCAUGAUGUUCGCCGUCGACAGCAUCAACAAGAACUCCAAAAUCCUGCCAAACGUCACUCUCGGCGUCCACAUCCUGGACACCUGUUCGCGUGAUACAUACGCCCUCAAUCAGAGUUUGCAGUUCGUCAGGGCAUCGCUGAACAAUAUCGAUACGUCGGCCUUCGAGUGUGCCGAUCAUUCGGACCCACGACCUCGCAACAACUACUCUGGUCCUGUAUUUGGCGUGGUGGGAGGUUCCUAUAGUUCGGUAUCCCUUCAAGUAGCGAAUUUACUGGGACUGUUCCAUAUUCCCCAGAUAUCCCCCGCGUCUACCGCCAAAGCUCUCAGCGACAAAACUAGAUUCAAAUAUUUUGCACGGACUGUACCUCCAGAUACCUUUCAAUCAAGCGCUCUGGUGGAUAUCGUUAAAAGCGUCAAUUGGUCUUAUGUGUCGACUAUUUAUUCGGAGGGUUCCUAUGGUGAAUACGGAAUUGAGGUGUUUCACAGGGAGGCCCAGGAGAGGAAUGUCUGCAUCGCUACCGCAGAGAAAGUUCCCAGUGCCGCGAACGAUAAGGAGUUCGAAAAUAUCAUCGGAAAACUCAAAAAGAAAAUCAAUGCCAAAGGCGUGGUGCUGUUCACAAGAGCAGAAGAUGCAAGGUGA